AUGAUCGACCAGAUCUUCUCGAGCGGUUCGAGGCGUCUCAUUCGAGGAUGGCGGCGGCGUUCCCGGGCGAUCCAGCCCGAGUCCAGGCGCUCAAACAAGAGCAAAGGCGGCAACUUCUUCUCCUUGAGAGGAAGGGCCAUCUUCUGCCUGAUCUCCCCGUGGAUUGGCUACCCGAUAUCAUACGGGAGGGAUGCGACGACUCCGACGAAGGCCUGCACGUUGGAGGAAAUGACGACGGCGCCAGCGACACAGACGAAAUCCAAUCUGACCACGACAGUUCUGAAGACUAAGACGAACACGGCCACUGUGCUGCGGCCGGGAGAGUGCAGGGGCGGUUGCCGGUGA
This is a messenger RNA of Ectocarpus siliculosus, 345 nucleotides long. Lineage: Eukaryota; Phaeophyceae; Ectocarpales; Ectocarpaceae. The record is from the annotation of a GenBank genome assembly.